AUGCGUCCUUCUCAAGAUAAUCAAUUUCCAAAUAGACUUGAUGACUGUAUCCUUGUAUACAAAGCUUCAUCAAAACAUGUCGAAUCACCGACAGUAUCAUCAUCAUCAUCAUCAUCAUUGUCUGUUCAAUCAGAUCCUCAAUAUUUUUUUCUUAUUCGACAUGGCAUCUAUUUAUCAACAAGUCGUAAAGAUGAUGGUCUUAUUGAACUUGGUAGAAAACAGGCAUAUGCAGCAGCUGAAACAAUCAAUGUACUUGCACAUUCAAUAGAAAAAUCUUCAAAUAAAUCAUCUCGUAUCCUUUUUACAGAUUUAAUUCAAUCCGGUUAUAAACGUACUUAUCAAACAGGUCUAAUAACAGGUCAUCGUCUUGAAGAAAUCGAAAGACUUGAACAAUCAUUUGAUAAUAUUUAUAAAUGUUUUAAAUGUUGGAAUGAAAUACAUUCAAUUGAACGUUUUCAUGAACGUUGGAAAAAAAUUCAACGUUUAUUUUUUUCUACAUCUUCUAAUCUUAAUAAAACAUCAAAAAAUUAUGUUAUUUUUUCACAUGGAAAUCUUCUUAGUAAUAUUAUUAAUUUUCUUAUGUCAGGUGCAUCAUUAGAUCAAUGGCAAUUUGGUAAUAUUGCACCACAUUGUUCUGUAUCUGUUUUAUCAUAUAAACAAGGAGAUUUAUUACCACAAAUUAUUUUCAAACCUUUUCAAAUAGUUAAUCAAUCUUUACCGAUAACAAUUAAUAAUGUAAAUCCUAAAAAAAUGCGAUUAAAAGAAAUUAUAACAAAUGGAAUAAUUAAUGAACAAAUUUGGACAUUAAUUAUUAAUUCAAUUAUUCCAGAACGUGUUGUUGGUUCAUAUACAGAUCAAAUUUCAAUUAUUUCUCAAUUUAUUCCAGAUAAUGAAGAAGAAGCACGUCGUAUAUUAUUUAUUUUUAAUCAAUAUUACUCACAAAUAAUGACAAAUAAAGAUAAAUUAUGUGUCAUAGAUACAAAUUUAGAUAGUGACAAUGAAGAAGAAGAAGAUGAUGAUGAUGAUGAAGAUGAAGAAAAUGAUGGUUGA
This is a messenger RNA of Rotaria sordida, 1050 nucleotides long. The record is from the annotation of a GenBank genome assembly. NCBI's taxonomy places the organism in Eukaryota, Metazoa, Rotifera, Eurotatoria, Philodinida, Philodinidae.